AUGUCUAAGACGGUUCCUACCUUCCAAGUGGCAUAUUCCCACGACCAUCCCCAGCAUCCGUGGCAUUCGAGCAGUGAGCACGCUGUUUCGACUUACUACGAUCCUCUGGCCGACAUGAGCGAUUAUCUCAACGGAAUGUUGGAGGGGAAGAUUGACUUUGAAGGCCAAAAACUGGUAGAGAAGUUGAUGUACUACGUACUAAUUGCUUCGACGAUAGCCUCGUUUAUCACGGGCUUUGCCCUUCAGUCGUUGAGCUUGACUUUUGGCACUAUGGGGCUUUCGGUGGUGGUGCUCGCGGUUGCCAUUAUUCCCCCUUGGCCGGCAUACAGGUCACAUCCAGUCAAGUGGUUACCAGCGAACGCGCAACCUACCGCCGAGGAGGUUCACAAAUAG
Messenger RNA from Pleurotus ostreatus (oyster mushroom), 393 nucleotides. RefSeq lists its product as uncharacterized. Gene Ontology annotation, biological process: protein targeting to ER. Lineage: Eukaryota; Fungi; Basidiomycota; Agaricomycetes; Agaricales; Pleurotaceae. The transcript is spliced from 4 exons. Bases 1 to 393 code for a protein of 130 amino acids. The record is from RefSeq and is a predicted model, not a curated record. Gene Ontology annotation, cellular component: endoplasmic reticulum membrane; signal peptidase complex.